Molecule: messenger RNA, 2158 nt
Organism: Hibiscus syriacus
Lineage: Eukaryota; Viridiplantae; Streptophyta; Magnoliopsida; Malvales; Malvaceae
Product: BEL1-like homeodomain protein 2
Exons: 5
Coding region: 1-2028 (675 amino acids)
Biological process (GO): regulation of transcription by RNA polymerase II
Molecular function (GO): DNA-binding transcription factor activity, RNA polymerase II-specific; RNA polymerase II cis-regulatory region sequence-specific DNA binding
Source: RefSeq, a predicted model, not a curated record
AUGGAUACGAGCAAGUUCAAACCCGAACCGCAUAUAGCACAACAAAGCCGAAUUGAUAAGUUGAGGGUUCACCAUUUUGAGUAUUUCCCCAACAGUUUGGAGCAAGGUUCCUCGGUCCAUUCGGGGCCGAACCCAGAUCUUAUUCAAGUUCGUAACGAUAGAAACGCUAAUUGGCUUUACGACCCAAGUGUUGUUUCUUCAGGUAUCAUCCAUGCUCGUCCAUGUUCUAAAGUCUCUGGUGACCUACGAAGUUGUGGCGAUUUGAUGGUGGGUUAUGCAAGUGGAUUAGCCGGUAGAGAAAACGAUCAAAACCCUAUGUUUGGUGGGGAAGUGUUGCCAAAUAGUGCAAGGGAAAGCAACAUAUGUGCAGCUAUGCAGUAUCCCGUGACUGAAAUUUGCAGCCAUGAUAGCAAAAGGCAUUGUGGGGAAUUGCAGUUCGUUUCAUCUUCACUUUAUGACGUUGUUAAUACACCGUCUGUGGGUACUCAGGGACCACAAAUGGCUUCUAUAGCACAUCAAGCGAGUGCUUUGCAUUUUGAUAACGCUGACUUAUACUACCCAAGGGCUAUCUCUAACUCUUUCAUCGACCCCGAAUCAAAAAUUCGUGGUUCGGCUCAAUUCACAGAGGAUCAGUGUGGUUUUCAUGCCUUUAAUUCGUUUCCGAAGCCGUCUAUAAUCAGUAAAGGUAGUGGAAAUUUGACUUGCGUACAACCUCUCGGCCCAUUCACCGGAUAUGCAACUAUUCUUAAGAAUUCAAGGUUUCUUAAGCCAGCACAAGAACUGUUGGAUCAAUACUGCCAUAUGACCAAUUCAAAGCUCGGUAAAGUUUGUGUGACAUCGGAGGGUGUCUCCGAUGGCGUUGGGGAUUCAGCCUCGGUUGAUGCUGCCGAUGCAAUUGAUAUUGCUGAUGGAGCUAUUAAGGGAAAUAUAUCGCUGGCUUCUGUCUCCAGUCUUUGCAGCUCAAAUGAAAUUAGUACUGCUGAUGUUAGCAUUGGGAGCGGCUCUUGUAGGCCUGACUAUCAACAGAAGAAGGCAAAGCUUUUAUAUCUGCAGGAGGAGGUUUGCAGACGAUACAUGCUAUACUAUCAGCAGAUUCAAAUGGUGGUUUCUUCUUUCGAAUCCAUAGCUGUUCUUAGUGCUGCCUCUCCCUAUGUUUCCUUGGCUCUCAAGACCGUAGAAAUGAACUUUCGGUGCCUACGGAAAUCUAUCUCGGACUGUGUCAAGCACUUAUCGAGAGCCCUGGGGGAGGAUUUCUUGUCCCCAACUACCGGUGCUAGCAUUAGCAAAGGUGACAUGAAUAUAUCCGGGCUGAAGUACGGGCUUCAGAAAUCUGGUGGGGUUAACCUGGGCUUCCAUGAACCACAACAACAAGGCUUGAGGCCCCAAAGAUGCCUACCGGAAUGUGCGGUGGCAAUCCUUAGAGCUUGGCUCUUCGAGCAUUUUCUUCAUCCGUACCCCACAGACACGGAUAAGCACAUGCUGUCCACUCAAACUGGUCUUUCUCGAAACCAGGUUUCUAACUGGUUCAUAAAUGCACGAGUUCGUAUUUGGAAACCGAUGGUCGAAGAAAUACACAUGCUUGAGAGCAAAGGAUUGGCAGAAAGCAAUCAGAGCUCUAGCAAAACUGACGCAAAAUCUACAAGUACCAUUCGACCCAACGAAGACCUAUCCAUCAACAGCUCAUGUAUAAAUGCAACUUCGGGCAAGCAAUUGGCUUGCUCAGAUAUGGCUGCUGUUGGGAUCACGGGAGAUGCACAUGAUAUUGAACGCUGGUAUCACGAGAAACGUUCUAGUAUGGAUUUUCGAAUCCCAACAUGCAUGGAUGGUGCGAUGAUGAGUUUUGCACCGUGUGAGCAAAGUAGGCUCGAGAUGGGGGGGCAUGGAGCUGUGUCACUUACCUUGGGACUCAGGCAUGGCGUAGAAAAUGCACAAGUACUCCAACAGCAUCCGCAGCAAUAUCAACCGCAAGAGGAUCAGCUACGCCUGCAAUUUGGCGGCGGCCAAAUGAUUCAGGACUUUGUCGGUUGAGCUUAUGUCGGUCUUACUGAAGUUGAAAAUUAGUAGAGCGGUGGCAGCUUAGCCUAGCUAUUCCUUGCAAUAAGUUUUCAAAAUGUGGCAGAACUGCUAAUACGCGGUUGCAGGCCAGCUUGAACGUAUU